Clunio marinus is the source of this 885-nucleotide messenger RNA. The record is from the annotation of a GenBank genome assembly. NCBI's taxonomy places the organism in Eukaryota, Metazoa, Arthropoda, Insecta, Diptera, Chironomidae.
AAUUCUCAAUUGUGUUUUAUAAAAUCGUAAAAGAACAAUUUUAAUAUGAAGGAUAUCGUUCACAAACAGCUUUAUUCAACACUUCGAAGCCAAGUUCUGUCCUCUAAUGGAAAAUAUUUGUUUGUAGUUUCAAAUCAUUUCGACAUCGCUACUUUUGCUGUUGAGAAAAUAGCAUCAUGUAUUGAAAGUAUUACCAAUGAUGACAUUUCAAAUCCAAUAUCUAUAUAUAAAUGUAAGGAAAAAGUUUUCUCGCUUGCUUUCAAUCGAGAUUUUCUGAUUGUCGGAUCUUCUGGAAGUGUUAAUGGAUACCAAAUUUCUGAUUCUGGAGCAAUUCUAAAACAGUCAUGGUCGAUUCAACUUAAUGUGAAUAUUGAAUCUUAUGAAGUUAGUGAAGUAAACGAUCUUUGGGUUGAUUCAGAAAACGAUCGAAUUUAUGCUGCAUGUGGCGAAUCAAGCAUUUAUGUUUGCUCUCUCGAAGACGGUUUCGUCAUUAAAAAUCGCCCUACUUAUGGAAAAUGGAUUGGCUCAGCAAGCAUCAACAACGAAUGGGUUGCAACUGGUGGAGGCCCAAGUCUUGCACUUUAUCACGUUAGAAAUCGUCAACCUUUCCAAAUUUUUGACUUCCCCAAAGAAAUUCACGUUACUGGAUUUGUAGAAGACAACCUCCUUGUUGGUGGUGAGUCAAACAUUCUAUGCCAAUAUUCGUUCAAAGGAGAUGUGAUGUCAGAAAUUGAAACAUCAGGUCCAUGUGUUCUUUCUGUCGUAUGGCAAACAGCACCAUUCCGAAAAUUUCUAACAGCUUGUGGUGCAAGUAAUAAAAUUGAUGUUUCAACAAACUUCAAGUACAAAGACACGACUCUCAAUUUUUAUUCAAAGAACUCUUGA